UUAUUUUAUUUACCUAUUACGUAGAAUUAAUUCCAAACAUGACGGCUCAACUGAUGAUGACACCAAUGCAAGAAUGGAAGACUAUAUUUCCUGAUUUCAUUACAUUAGAAGGCUCUUGCUUAUUUAUUAAAAAACUUAUAGCUGUUUCAUUAUCGGCUGUGACAUAUAUUAGAGGAAUUUUUCCAGAAAAAGCAUAUGGUGAAAGAAAUUUGUAUGGUUUAAGACUUAAACUUUUAACGGAAGACUCAGGAAUGAAAUCUGUUACAAAAUUCAUCAAUCUAAUCAGAGGCUGUUACGAUGCUGUGGAAAAGAAAUAUCUACAACAACUGAGUAUUGGGAUUUGUCUAAAUAAAGAAAACCGUAAUGAAGUUAUAGAAGCAUAUAACUUAGUAUUUUCGUAUAAAGACGAUGAAUGCUCUGUAACAUACCAAAACAAAACAAAUAGUUUCUCUCCAAAGUUAACUGACCCUACAGUUGAAGCUUCCUUGCUGAUGUUAAAAAAUAUUUCUGUUAUAAAUAAUAUUCUUGGAGAAUUACCUAAAAAUGCUUAUUUGUCUUUGAAACUAUUAUAUUAUGAUGAUGUGACACCUGAUGAUUAUGAACCACCAGGUUUUGAACCAUCAACACAUGCAAAAUUUAGUUUUCCAACAAAAACAAUGAAUAUUGCAUUAGGAAAAGUAAAUACCAAAAUACAUGGUUUCAAAUUUCUUUUGAAAACAACUGUGAACAAACAGUCAUCAUCACAAAAUAAUACUGAAGAUCCCUUGUCACUACUUCCAGACUCUCAGAUGUCAAAUACAGAUGAAGCUACUCAGGAUGAUAUAUCAAAAGAAGAAUUAUUUAAUUCCGAAAGUUUGACAGAUGAAUCCCCAUUAAGAAAUAUAAUCAAAAAUACUAAAGUACAUCCUGCUUUAAAAUGUCCAUGCAAAUCCAAAUUGGCAACAAACUAUGACACAAUAAUUUGUGUAAGCUGCGAACUGCUGCAACAUAAAGUCUGCUACGGUAUUUUAAAACCAAAUGAUAUGCCAGAGAUCUUUUACUGUGUGGAUUGCAUUAUUUUAAACUCAGAUGACAGGAUGAUGUCUCUUGAUAUUAUAUAUACAUAUCAAGGCAAAGAACGUCAGGAGCUUUGUGCUUUGAGAAGAGCUCUUGCUUUAUGUUUAACUUUGGAAACUAUAACAAAUUCAGAUUUCCAACAAUUAUUUGGUUACAACACAGCUGCAACUACUGCUUUAAUUCAAAACCUGGUGUAUGAAGACUUCUUAAUAGAAAUACCAGGUACUGAAAAGUAUGAAGUGCAAAAGUCUCAAAUAAUUGAAUAUGGAUUACAGAAAUAUUUUCCAACAAAUCAUGAAGAAAAUGGCAGAAUAUUUGAGAAAGAUUCAAAGAAUGAUUCAAGGCAAAAGCAUUAUCAAUCUUACUCACCGGACAUUUCAUCAUCUGUAACUAAUAUUGACAUUGUUCAAACUCCUGUAAAAGAGGUGAAAGCUUUGAGCCUCAGCAACAAAUCACCAAAUCAAGGAAACAUUCCUAAUAAACGAAAAAGAAAAGUAUCCAGCAAGAUCUUAAGCAAUGAUGAAUCAGAGGAAGCCUUCAGCAGUCAAAAAAAGCAGCGAACAAAGAAAAAAAGGCGAUAAAAAUUAGAGAAAGCAAUAAGAACUGCUACUAAUGUAGAAACUUGGACUGUUUUAAUAUUUGGAAAUAAAACU
Molecule: messenger RNA, 1709 nt
Organism: Argiope bruennichi
Lineage: Eukaryota; Metazoa; Arthropoda; Arachnida; Araneae; Araneidae
Product: HORMA domain-containing protein 1-like
Exons: 17
Coding region: 39-1637 (532 amino acids)
Source: RefSeq, a predicted model, not a curated record